UUGACUAAUUCUGAUGUCUUUCUCCAAACAAAUCCCAUUUCACUUGUUCCUAAUACUAGUGUUAAUAUUAACAAAUAGUCAGGUUCAGGCUCUCUCAUCCACAUCCACAUCCACCUCCACCUCCCUUUCCCUAAUCUGCAAAUCUAUGCCAUACCCAGAUGUUUGCUUCCACUCACUAAAGCUCUCAGUCUCCAUAAACAUCAAUACCAAUAUUAUCCUCCACCAAUCUCUCCAAGUCGCCAUAUCUGAAGCUGUAAAGCUACUAACUUUAUUGUCAGAUACUGAUGAUGAUGAUAUCAUUGAGAAACAAAAGGGAUCUAUUCAGGACUGCAACGAACUCCACCAGAUAACUCUUUCUUCCUUGAACAAGUCACUCACCACCAAUAACUUACCAGAUGCCAGGGCUUUCCUCGGAGCAGCCCUCACCAACAAGAAUACUUGUCUUGAAGGCCUAGAAUCUGCAUCGGGUCCUCUAAAACCACUCUUAGUGGACACCAUAACCACGGCUUACAAGCAUGUUAGCAAUUCUCUUUCCCUUCUCUCUGCUGACAACCCUCUUCCCAAGUGGUUAUCAAGGAAAGAUUUCCUCAUCGGUAGUCAGAAUGAGACUGAUUAUGACGAUGACGACUACAGCAGUACACUAGUCGUGGCCACCGAUGGUAGUGGCAACUUCACCACCAUCACCAAUGCCAUAAAUUUUGCUCCAAACAAUAGUGUUGACAGGAUCAUUAUCUACAUUAAACAAGGCUUGUAUGAAGAAAACGUAGAGAUUCCUAGUUACAAACCCAACAUCGUUUUGCUUGGAGAAGGACGUGAUAUCACUAUAAUCAGUGGUAAUAGAAGCGUGAUUGAUGGUUGGACUACUUUCAGAUCUGCCACUGUUGCCGUGUCAGGAGAAGGAUUCUUGGCACGUGACAUUGGGUUCCAUAACGUAGCAGGACCAGAGAAGCACCAGGCAGUAGCUCUUCGUAUCAAUGCGGACUUUGCAGCAGUCUUCAGAUGCGUUAUAAGCAGUUAUCAAGACUCGUUGUAUGUCCACUCCUUCAGGCAAUUCUACAGAGAAUGCGACAUUUAUGGAACCAUAGAUUACAUAUUCGGUAAUGCAGCCGUUGUGUUUCAGGGAUGUAACAUCAUAUCCAGAAUGCCCAUGCCUGGCCAAUUCACCGUGAUUGCCGCCCAAUCCAGGGACUCUCCCGACCAACAAACAGGAAUUUCGUUUCAGAAUUGUUCUAUUUUGGCUACUGAGGACCUGCGGUCAACUAGAGCUGUCAGAAGCUAUCUUGGGAGGCCAUGGAGGCCGUACUCUCGCACCGUCUUCAUCGAAUCAUAUAUUGAUGACUUAAUUGACCCCAUGGGGUGGAUCCAUUGGUCCGGGGAUCAAGGUUUGGAUACCUUAUACUACGGGGAGUUUGGGAACAUUGGACCUGGUUCCACGGUUGACGGUAGAGUUACCUGGCCUGGCCACCACGUCAUGGAUUAUUAUGAAGCUACUAAUUUCACAGUAUCAGAAUUCAUCACCGGCCAAGAGUGGCUGGAUUCUACAUCAUUUCCUUACGAUGAUUGGGUAUAAUUAAUGUAAUCUAGACAUCAUAUUUAAAUAAGGAAAACAUCCAUCCCUUCAAUUCAUUGAUUUGCA
Cynara cardunculus var. scolymus (artichoke) is the source of this 1636-nucleotide messenger RNA. RefSeq names its product probable pectinesterase/pectinesterase inhibitor 12. The transcript has 2 exons. Gene Ontology annotation, molecular function: pectinesterase inhibitor activity; pectinesterase activity. The record is from RefSeq and is a predicted model, not a curated record. Gene Ontology annotation, biological process: cell wall modification. Lineage: Eukaryota; Viridiplantae; Streptophyta; Magnoliopsida; Asterales; Asteraceae. Bases 14 to 1570 code for a protein of 518 amino acids.